AACUUAUUAAAUAGUUAGCUAAUGAUCUGAAAUGCUGAGAAGACCUUUUUGGGCACUUGCUCUGAAAUGCAGAUUCGGUGUCACUAAUGGCGUUACUAAUGGAUUAUAUGUAGAUAACUGUGUAUACUGUUGUGUUCGGAAUCUCAAUUCAACUUCUGGUGAUUUUCAUGUUAAGUCUACAAAAUGUUCUUACUCCACUAGCGUGAUAGCCAAGGAGCAGAAUGACGUCAGCAUCUCUGACUUGCUAAAAGCACACUCUGAAAGUCAAAAAAGAGCGCAUGUGUUCAGAGAACCUCAAACAAGAUCUACUGUAGAAACAUUUUCAGAUGUGUUGUGGUCAUUUGAUAGGAGGAAAGGUAAAAAGCCAAGUGAACCUGAAGUUGUUUUGAAGUCUACCUUCGACGAUGUAGUAUCAUUAUCAGAAAAUCUCAAAGCAGAUACUAUCAAGAUUGAUAUUGCCGACAUUCAAAAACUGGGACAGUUUUUGUACUGGAACCCUACUCAAAUUAGAAAGGCCGUCAAAAUGCUGAAGUCGAUUGAAAAGAACUUCUCCCAAAUUCCCCAAUCGUCUCACUUCAGAAUAUCAUUACAGCCGGAAAUUACAGAAUGCAAAGAUCUAGUGAUUGACAGGGUUUGUGCGAAUCGGUGUGCGAAGAUCUUCAAGGAACUGAUCUCGGACAGUGAGACUAUUGUGAAUUUAUUCGAAGAUGCAGACUUGGAUAAGUUUAAACAUUUUGUCUAUCAGUUUGAUCAACUGGAGCUGGACGAGGACUUCUCAAUCCACAAUCUGUCUGUGCUGAUUGAUAAGUUCCAUAAUUUGGUCAACCAGGAGUCAUCAUUUGUCAAUCCCAGCCCCCAUAUGAUUCAGCUGAUUGAGAAAUCCACAUUGAAUGAGCGGGUAUCUCUACUGGACUACUUGGCCAAAAUAUCCUGCAGAUCCCUCACUCUCAUCUCAGCCAUCUGUGCCUCCUUCCUCUCUCCUAUAGCAGAAACGGGAUUGGACCAUCGAGAGGAGAAGAGACUCGCCAGGCCCAAACUGAGAUCCAUCUGCUACAGUCUCAGUAUGCUCAACUAUUAUGACGAGAACCUGCUCAACAGGGCGGCAGAGGCCUUCUUGUAUGAUCUGAACGAGACGGAUUCGAUCACGCCUCAGAUGGCAACUUCCUUCCUCACUCUGUGCCGCAAGAUGCACUUCAAGAGUGACCCAAUAAUACAGGGAGUGGCAAAUGCAAUGGUGCCUCUCAUGGUCAGAUUGAGAGAAGACAAUUCUAUGGACAUACAGAAGACACAGGAUAGAAAGUGUUUCGCAGAGUUCAUUAAUUGCCUCGCCAGCUUCAACGUGUCUCUUGAUGAUCUGAGCGUUUCGCCAGAAACUGGCAGAAAUUUGUCGGAGAAUUUCACUCUGAAAAAUUUGAUCUCGGACUGCGUAACAAAACAAUGCGAUAGUUCGGAAAACCUCACUUUCUUUAAAUCAUUAGUGCUGCUCAACAUGUUAACGGAAGAGCACUUCCAGACAGUCAGACCUCACAUUGAAGCUGCAUUCAAGAUUACAGAGGAUGACCUGGAUGGUGCAUCAGACACCUUUGCUCAAUACCAGCGCUUCUGUGCUCAGAUGAUUCUGGCCGAAGGCUGUCUCAGCCGACUCCCCUCUGCUCUCAAUCUGCGCCUGGUGCUGAAUGAGUCUGUCGAGGAUCUGGCAGCUGUGAAACAGUCUGAAGUGGUGUUGUCCGAUGCUCAUGUACAUGCACGACAGUUCUUCGAGGAAGCGGCCGAUAAAUUGGGUUUGGAGUUCGUGCCCAGUGCUCAUGUAGGAUUGGGAUACAUUGCGGAUGCUAUUUUGCUGCCAAAAACGCUGUGGAAUGAAAUUGACGCCAAACAAAUAGUUGUCGACUGUCCGUCACUGUAUGACAGCGUGAAUAUGUUCGAGGAGUUUCGAGGAGAGAAAUUGAAACAAUUGAGACACCUGAAGCAACUGAACUGCUUAUUGUUUGUAGUGGACCCACUGCACUGGUCUCAGCUGCAGGACUCGCAUGAAAAGAUGCAAUAUCUAGAGGCUAAAUUCAACAUCGAACUCGAAAAUAUUUUGAAGCCUCAUUUCAAAAGUUUUCAGUUCAAGUCUUUAUAGCCAAUCAUUUCAAUUUAAUUUUUUUUUUCAGAA
Symsagittifera roscoffensis is the source of this 2158-nucleotide messenger RNA. RefSeq lists its product as uncharacterized. The transcript has 11 exons. The coding region runs from base 32 to 2125 and encodes 697 amino acids. NCBI's taxonomy places the organism in Eukaryota, Metazoa, Xenacoelomorpha, Acoela, Convolutidae. The record is from RefSeq and is a predicted model, not a curated record.